Molecule: messenger RNA, 1632 nt
Organism: Fusarium keratoplasticum
Lineage: Eukaryota; Fungi; Ascomycota; Sordariomycetes; Hypocreales; Nectriaceae
Exons: 3
Coding region: 1-1632 (543 amino acids)
Molecular function (GO): catalytic activity
Source: RefSeq, a predicted model, not a curated record
AUGGGCGAUUAUUCUGUACGAGAAGAAAGCUAUCGCAUCUUGCGUGAGUGUCUGCUCGGAGACUCGCGGCUUGCCUUGCCACCCUCUUUCGCGGAAGCGGCGGAAAAGAUUACUUUCACUGGCGACGAUCCGAAGCCUUUUGUUCCUACGCCGUGCAAGAUAACCGAGUCUGCGUCUUCGCUGACAGCUCUCGUUGCGGCUGCAGCUAGUGCUAUAGCAGCGGAUCGAUAUGGAAUUGACUAUCAGAAUAUCGAGGUUAAUACUGACCUUGCAACACUCUUUUUAGAGUCGGUCAUGCUUCCAACCAUCAACGGCAAAAUGUUUCUUCAGAACCCCCAGCUGAUGGCGGAAAUCAAGAAAGGAGAUUUAUACGACAACCAGAAGCCUAUCCACCAGCAAUCCACCAACGUCUACAAGACCAAAGACGGUCGUUUCUAUCAUCUUCAUGGAUCUAUGAACGCAGGCCCAACGAUGGAAAUGCUUGGUGUCCAAGAGCAGGAUGUUUCCAGAGAGGAAGCCAUUGAGAUUUACGCCGACAAGGUGGCACAGUAUAAUGCAGAGGUCCUUGAGAAGCAGGCCAAUGACAAGUUUAAACAAGCUGGCGUAACUUGUCUCACCCCGGAAGAGUUCUUUGAAACGGAGCAGGGCAAGAUCAUAGGCGCUGAGCCGCUAUGGAAUACCAGGUCCGUUCCUGCACCGAAGAGCCGGUGGCCAGCAAAUGAGAGCGAGGGCCCAGAAGCAUCGGGUUUCAAGCCACUUGCCGGUAUUCGCGUCAUCGACUUCUCGCGAGUUAUCGCUGCGCCCGUCAUCUCCAAGAUCCUUGCUGUCCUUGGUGCGGAUGUCAUCAAGGUGACAACCAAAGACCUUCCCGACAUCUCACCAUUGUGGGUGGACCUCAGCACUGGGAAACGAGACACCGAUAUCAAUCUAAAGAGCCAGGAGGGGAAGAGGGCCUUUUCUGAGCUUCUGAAAGGUGCUGAUGUGUUGGUUGAUGGAUAUCGCCCUGGAGCGUUGGCGCGCCUUGGUUUUGACUCUGAAAGUCUCCGCAAGGUGAAUGAUAGACUGAUCUAUGUGCGGGAGAAUUGCUACGGAUUUAAAGGACCUUUGAGUCAUCGAUCCGGCUGGCAGCAGAUCAGUGACUGCCUUGUUGGCAUCUCCUGGCUACAGGGUCGAUUCCUCGGUCUCAAUGAGCCGGUCGUUCCGCUUUUGCCAAACUCGGACUAUCAAACUGGGAUUGUUGGUGCAAUUGCAAUCCUCCAAGCUCUACUACAGCGCACAAAGGACGAUGCCACCUUUGACAUCGACGUCAGUUUGACACAGUAUAACAUCUGGUAUUAUAGACUUGGUCAAUACGACGAAGUGCAGGCAAAGGAGCUCCUGGAGCGCAACGAAGGCUUCUCGGCUCACCACACCGACGACAUGCAGGUCUUGUUGUUCAAGACGCAUGCUGCGAUGCACAAGGCGAGGCCGGAUCUUCUGAAGCAUCCUGAGUAUUUUUGGAAUAUGUCUGGGAAGGAGUGGGGUCUUGAGGAUGAUAUUACAAUCUUGGCGCCUGCAUUCAAGUUUGAAAAGUCGAAACUGGGAUAUGCUAUGCCUUCGGGGUCGAGAGGAAGAUCUAAGGCUGAGUGGUAG